AUGGAUCGGCACUACAAGGGCAACAUUUCACGACAGCAAGCUGAACAGCUGCUGGCCUCGCGUGGUACAGUCGUUGGUGAUUUCGUGGUGCGCGAUACCACCAAGCAGCAAGGCCGAUAUGUCAUCACCUUCGUGUAUGGUCAGCCACAGGCGACGCAGAUGGGGCACAACAUGGUGUGGGCCACCAGCCGUGGCUUUUACAUCAUGGAUGUUAAAUCCUUCUUUCAGACCAUGGAUGAGCUCCUCGACUAUCUAGCGCAACAAGUGGUACCAGGGUUCACCGUCAAACUUCAAGUGGCGCCACCCGCGCCUGCACCCGUGCUUGCUCCAGGCAAGCCCAAACGCAACGCAUACGACGAAAUGGAAAUGCCUUGGUCCGGGCCCAAGCAUGAAUACGAGGAGAUUGAAUUCAAAGACCCCAAGGCUCAGACCACGCAAGCUGUUCUUCAGGCAGACGAAUAUGAGGUUAUUGACGUGGUGAGCGCACGCAAGGCUUACGAAGCCACGCGAUCUCUUCGGCAUCAGCCCAAUCCCACGGCAAGCCCGGCGCCGCGCCUCCCGGCAGCCACCGAGACGAAGCCGCCGCAAAUUAACCGUACGCGCAAACCCACCAUCACCACACAUUCAGCGUCACCUACCACGGCGCCACAGCCUGCUCCCCUAUCUCAGCCGAGCUCGGCCUCGAGCUCCCCCCAGCAGCCGUCGCGCCAGCCGGUACAACCGGCGACUCACCGCGCAACUCCAGCGGGUAGUACAUCGGCGCCCGUCGCCAUCAUGGCCGAGUACGCCACGGUGGAUGAGCUGCGGUCUGGGCAGUCAUCGGCUGCCGUGGCACCAAAAACCGAUGCAUACUCACAACUCAAGACCAUGGGUGUACCCAAAUCCCUUCGAGAUGCUUCGUGGCAGGUGGGCGGUUCACCCAGCGCUCAUCAACAAUCGUCCAAUGGCGCAAUGGAUGAUGAUUUUGAGGACCUGGACCUGGAUGCCCUGGCAGCCACCCUAGUUUUGGAUGGCGACGACUUUUGA
Monosiga brevicollis MX1 is the source of this 1026-nucleotide messenger RNA. RefSeq lists its product as uncharacterized. The record is from RefSeq and is a predicted model, not a curated record. The transcript has 2 exons. NCBI's taxonomy places the organism in Eukaryota, Choanoflagellata, Craspedida, Salpingoecidae. The coding region runs from base 1 to 1026 and encodes 341 amino acids.